AUGAACUCCACUGGCAAAGCGAUUGUUUCCGGCGAUCUGAAGAUCAAUCCCGAUGUCUCAGCACCCGAAUCGAUCAAACAAACCGGUGAACGCUCUGUUGUGCUAAUCAACCAACCGGGUGAAAAGGGUGUGUCCUCCUCCAAAGAUGUCUCCGGCGAGUCUAUGUCGAGGAAACUUAAGGGGAAGGCCUGCACCGCGAUCAUUGAUGAUGUUGUUCAUGGAUCUGCCUGGUAUUAUAUUGCCUGUGGUAAUUGCAAAACUAAGGCGACCAAGGGGCCUACCACUCUUAUGUGUAAGAAGUGUGGUAAAGCUGAAGUUUCCGGAGUUGCAAAGUACCUGGAGAGGAUAUAUGUUUAUGACAACAGCGAUCAAGCCUCUUUUGCCAAUGAGAGCACAGGUGAUGAUCACGUAGUCCCAGUGCCACAAGCUCUGGUUGCUACUAUCGGGCAAACUCGAAAGUUCAUCAUCAAGGUAUCAGACCACAACUUGACCGGCAAGAGUCAGGCUUUAAUUGUGACAAAGGUGCUUCCCCUUGAAGUUCCAGAGCCUGAAGGCGACUUGGAAGAAAACUUGGGUCAGGAAUCUGGUGAUGAAGGUGAGGAAUCUGGAAACGAGCCGGGACAACUAUUGGAAGGUCGGCUCUACCACAGAAAACAGCCAACGACUUCUAGAUCUUUAACCGAAGGAGAUUCAUACGAAUUAUCGGGAUUUUCCGUCCUAACAAAUAACCGUGAACGGAAGUUAACAAAGCUCUUGUAUUACAUUCAAAUAGAUCAAGAGACAACAAUGUCAAAUGUUACUAUCACAGGUUCCCUCUUCCCAGGGUACAGUUUAUCUCCUCAGAGUUACAAUUGUCUACUACGCUUAGCAACUACCCCGAGCUAUUUACCUGCUGUCGUCGGGCAAAUACUGAUAAUGCAUGAGAUGAAACCCAACAACCCAGAAUCGACCAGAAAGUUCACCAUUGGUUUGAUGCUGAACAACUCAAAAUUGGUUAAGUUGAUGCUAUGGGACAAACCAGCAGGAGAAUUUAGUAUCUUACAAAGCAGGGAGGAUAGAAAAUUUAAAGUGAUCAUCAUCACAAGCAUAAUAACCAAAGUUUUUCAAGGUAAUUAA
This is a messenger RNA of Eruca vesicaria subsp. sativa (arugula), 1116 nucleotides long. NCBI's taxonomy places the organism in Eukaryota, Viridiplantae, Streptophyta, Magnoliopsida, Brassicales, Brassicaceae. The record is from the annotation of a GenBank genome assembly.